UCCACUGACAAAAAAUCCUGAUAGCAGCAAAAAAAAAAAAACACAUUUGUGUGGUGGAAUAGCCCUCAACAAAUUUAAAGAAAGGUCGUACGAUCAUAGCCACAAGAAUGUCGCGGGUCAGCGAGCAUUUGCAGAGGCAUAACAAUCACGAGGAUGUUCGGUAAUGUGGAGACAUGCCCUGCUGGUAGCCUGUGGCAUUCCAAACCUGGUCACCCUCUUUUGUGGAAAACACAUGAUUUGAAACUUUGUUGUUGUUCACUGACACAGAUUACGACUGUUCUCCUCCUGAGUACUUUAGAAUCUACGAAAAAAUCUCUGCGAAAUAGUAUUUUUCAAUGGCAUUAACACAAUGACUAUGUCAAAAUUCCUGCUUAAGGCAAGAAGGUGAUAUUUUUAGUAAAAGUUCGCAGCAGGCCCUUUAAGAAUGUGUAGCCUGGAGUGAGAGACGUGGCCUGGGGGUGAUCCACAUGGUUAGCAUGCCGAUGUGUGCUGCUGGUAUUGUCAGGAUGCAAAUGAAGUGGUUCUUCCACCUGUGAACUGCCACGCAAGAAGGUGUUACUGCUCGCCUAAAGUGCCAAGCAGACGAGAGGGGGUAUCGGAUUCUUCAUUUCAAAAAGUUGUUCAUACGCUGUGGGACAACAUUUUGCGUGCGUCUAUUCUCAAAUGGGCCUUGAAAUUCAGAACUGUUGAAAAGGAGCCAUGAUGUGGGGAAAUGACGACCAGAUCAUCAUUGAGCAACAGAGAAAUGGAAAUGGGAUACAAUCCACAGUCCAGGGCUGGAUGAAUGGUGGUCUGCCCGAUGGCAAGGAGAAGUACACCAAGGAUGGCAAGAGGAUCGUGGCAGAAGAGGAGUGGUUUUAUGAGAAUGGAAAAUGGGCGCACAUCUGGAUAUAUGAAGACCAGGUGCUUGAAGUGGAAGAUGCCAGAUCCAGGCUGGACUUUGAAGCAGCUGCCAGGGAAUUGAAGAAAACAACACAGGUUAUAGAGGAGACAGUGGUGGAGGAAAAGGAAGUUGAGGAGGAGAUCAAGGGCCCAGGUAUGCGGAUCAUCAUCAAAGGACCGUUCCGACUGCAGCGAGCACCGCCGAAGCCAGGAAUCAAAUGGAAGAAGAAAGUAGAAGAGGUACUGGGCGAGGAGCCCAUGGUGUGGAAGGCAUUGGUAGCAGGAGCGCUAAAGCAUGGGACAGAGAAUGAUUUGGGGGAUUGUAGCUUGGCAGUGCUUGAACCAGCGGUGGUAGAUGCUUUAGUAUAUGGUAGUGACUCAGAGUCUGCAAUACCUGUGGUGUUGGAGCAAGUGGAGUCUGGUAGUGGUGAUGAUGUAGAUGAAGCAAUGGUGUCAGCGGGGCCAAAGGAGGAUUUCGUGCUGCCAGUGACUGAGGGAAAAGGCAAUAUAUACCUACCAACAUUGCUGGAGAAAGUUAGGGGCAAUGGCCAUGGCGGUGGCCAGGAGCUUGCAGAGGUCAAAAAGGAACUAAGGGUCAUAGAGGCGCUGGAAGAGUCAGACUCGGGCAUUGAGAACACGCCUACACACGAGAUCAGGAAACUCAAGCAGAUCCAGUACGGAAUCGGUUACGAGGAAAAGCAACUGGGGGAUAUGAAAAUUGCUACAGCGCAAUUUCAGCAGGCCAACGUGGUUUCUCAAGCCUCAGAGAAGUUCUCCAGACCUGCGGUACAACAAGUAAAGACAGAAGAUGCAGUAUACAACCAGGGCACGGAGCAGACACUGAAACUAGAAUUAGAAAGUACACGUACAACCGUGGUCACCCCUUCUGUCAGCUUUGACCGCCCAAAGUACAGCAAUGUCACACAGCAGCUCCUUCAACCAAAGACUACGACUGCAAAGAGCCAAGAUGCUGAGUACCACAGGGGGGUUGCUGGAAGUGUAUCCCCACCACAAGAAGAGAAGAUUACAGGUGACAUAGAGAGCUUCGAGUAUCAGAAGGUGAAUUAUGAGUACGUAGACGUCACCAAAAACAGGGCACAGGAAUCAAUAACAAGAAGCCUGGACCCCAACUACAACAACGCAGUGGAGGAGGUGAUAAAGAUACCGUUAGGAGAACUACAAGGAGUGGUACCAGGCCUUGUGUAUGUAAAACCCUGCUACGAAAUCCUAAAGCAGGAGCAGAACAAGGCGUUUGUGAGUCAAGUAAUCAGCGAAUCUCCCGUGUUCAUGGAAGCUGGCCAAGGGCAGACAAAGAUACGUCCAGUAGGCAACGUCGCUGAAAUAGCCCCAAUUAAAUGGCACCAAGCAACAGUGGCAAAAACUGGCGAAACGCUGUCAACGGCAAAAUCUUCCGUUGUCAAAACCGAAAUGGAGUAUAACAAAGGGAAACAGGAGGAGACGUUUGUUACGGCGGAAGAAGUAAAAGAUAACAUUGAAAAAUUGACGUACUCGAAAGCUGCUGUGGAAGAAACAAAAAAGCUACCUUCUGUGAAGCCGGAAGUGUUUCAAGCAAAGAUACAGCGUGGAAAAUACUUGGAAGCCGAAGAGGCAAGAAAGGAAUUGAAGCUGGAAGAGGCUAAAGAGAACAUUGAAAAGUUCACUUAUACAAAAGCUACCAUCAAACAAACAGAAAAGCAGAGAUCACUUAAGCCGGAAGUGUUUCAGCAGGCAAGUCAGGAGCCACAAUUCAGUCAAGCCAAGGAGACGAAACGAGAGUUGAAACUGAAGACCACCCUUGAAGAAAUACCAGCGUUUAAGUAUCAAAAUUCCCCCAUAACAAAAAUUACCAAAGUGCCAUUCCAUAUGGUGGUGAAGAGCACUGUGGAUGUUUGUGUACCUUUAUAUCGAGGAGAAGAAGGAAGUGUCACCGUGGAACCCGAAGAAGUUGACGCAGAGUUGAAGCCUCUAGACUUCAAGAAGACAACCUUUGAACCGAUCAAGCAAGUGGUCUGGAAACAUAACACAGAUGAGGUGUCGUCCUACGAUGCGAAAUACCUCAGUGGCGAAGAAAACAAAAUCACCCUCGAAGAAGAAGAACUUGGUACAGCAAUCGAGCCAUACAAAAUUGAAUCCUGCACCUUCUCAACAGUGUCUCAGGAGGUGAACAAGGCCAAUUCAGAGGAAGUUAAGGCUUCAGCUCCUAAUUACCUUCAGGGUACGGAAGAUGAGGUCGUGGUGGAGGCAGAGCAAACUAGGAAAGGUGAGCCACCUAUUCCAUGGGAAAAGGCCGCAGUUGAGAACAUAGAUGUGGUGCUUUCGUCUGUCAACUCAGAGAUAACAGAAACACAAGAAUCAGCGUAUCUCGAAGCUGAAGAGGCCGAGGAGCAUGUCACUGCUGAAGAAGCAGGCACUUUUGAAGGUUUCGACAUUCAAACGCCAACAUACGAAAUCAUAGAAGGUCUGGAAGGCAAGGUGGAGAACGUGGCUCUACAGAAGACAGAAGCACCACAGUACAAUCAAGGAAUUGAGAACGAACUGGAAAAACUGGAACUGGAGAAAGCUCGUAGAAUCCAGCCCCCAAUCAUCGAACGGGCGGUGGUCGAUGUAAUAGAGAUAGACAAAGCUGCCCACGUGUAUGUCAAUCAGCAGCAAGUUGUACAGGUUCCCCUGUCGAUACAUACUGCUGUAGAGGGGGAUCUGCCUGAAUGGGAAGUAGCUGAAGAAGUCGAGUUCGAAGAGUUGAAGCCAAUGAAAGCGACGCCAAAGAUGGCACUGGGGCAGUUAUACAUGGCAAAAGGACAACAGCCAAAGGUGGGGUUUGCAGAGGAACCAUCUCCCGUCAUAUCGGAUGAGGUUCACCUAAUUCAGAGACCUGUGUCCCCACCUCCAAGAGGAAACUUCAAAGUCAAGGAAAAGUCGGUAGAGCUGGAGUUGGGAGAAACAGAGGAAAUCCCACAGGUAGUGCAGAAGUCGGCAAAGGUGAGCUUAGUCCCGAAAGACGACGAGAAUAAGGCCGACAGCCACGAGUUACAGACCCUUUACAUGGACGUCAAAUUUGCUGACGAAAACCAGAACUAUCUCGAGCUCGGAGAGGCCACGAAUCUAGAGGCAACAUACGUCAUGGAAAAUGCUGACAUAAGUCUAGCGGACAUGGACGCGUUCGGAAAGGUAGAAGUGGCGGUUCAGCAAAUGAAGAAGCUGGAUCUCCCCAAGCUUGAAUUCCAUGAAGAGCAGGAACAGAUCACGGUGGCGGACGUUAACCUUUCGCCUGUUGUGAUUUCUCCAAAAUCAAAACAGUUACAUGCUGAGUACCACGUAGAGGAGACAGAAAAUUAUCCCGACUAUUCAUUGUCCCUACAAGCAGUCCCGCGAUCUCUACUCAAGGAAGCACACGAAGAUACCAUCCAGGUUCGUUCCGACAAUGUGCUUGAGGUGCCGGAAAUAAGGUACAAUGAUUCCAAGGAAGUUACCGUACCUGAGACGGAAGCCCAUGUUGCAGAAAAGACAACUGUUGACACCUUCAAAGCACCGAAAAUUUACCGUGGGGAAGAGCAAGAGGAAAUGUCAGCCCGAGGAGUAGAACCACUUGCUGAUGUGACAAACACUACCUUAAAGCCCAGCGAGAUUGCCAUAUUAGAUCUGUGGAAGGCACUUGUCCAAGAAUCUAAGACAGAGCUACAUACCUUGGAAGCAAAGGAAACAAACAUCAACAUGAUUGGGUUGGAGGUGAUCUCCGAUAUCACUCCGCUGUCACCGGAUAUUGCGAAGGAAUUUGAUUUACCAGGUGAGUCCUACCUGCAUGUUGAGCAGGCUAAAAAGGAAACGUCAGUAUACGUUCCCCCACCAGAGCUGAAGAAUUCUCAAGAGGCUGUUCUUUUGCUAAAAGAACAUGAAAUCAUCGACGUACCCCACAAGAAGGAGGAAGAAGGGAAGGCCAAAGUUCUUGCCGUACCAACGCAACGCCUUGAAAAUGUCCAGUCCACAAAGCCAGAGAUUAUGCCAGCACAGAACUUCGCAGAGGAGCAUAUCAUCGACACGAGGCAGGAGUACAUCUACAUCAUUCCGCCCUCUGGUGGUCAGGAUGCACAGGUCUCAACACUUCCAAGACUUGACAUGGAUAAAGCACGUGCGCAGCACUACAGAAUGCAGCAAUUCCCCGAGGAGCACACAAUCGACCUGAAAGAGGAGGUCAUCCUUACAAUCGAUGAUCCAUCUUCUCCGAACACAGCAAGCUCCUCCAUGUUACCACAGCAGCAGAUGGACCGUGCGAACGCACAGCGCUACAGGAUACAGCAACUAGCCACCGAACAGGUCAUCGACAUCAAAGAGCAAAAGGUCAUCGUAAUUGAACCCCCGGAGCCAACGACAGCAGGCGAAUCCUCUCUUCCACACCUAGAAAUGGACCGUGCCCGCGCAGAGCGAUACAGCAUCCAGCAGUUAGCUCAAGAAGGAGUGGAAGAUCUGGAGGAGCAAAAGGUUGACACUAUCCAUCCCCACUCAUCGGAUGCAGCCAGAGAAUCCACACUGCCACACUUGGAAUUGGAUCGCGCUCGUGCGGAGCGAUACAGAACUCAUCAGAUGGCUGAAGAGGGGUCAGAACGAUACAGAACUCAACAAAUGGCUGAAGAGGGGUCAGUCGAUAUAAUAGAGCUCAAAGUUGACACAAUACAGCACCGCACAUCGGAUGCCGCCAGGGAGUCCACACUUCCAAACGUGGAGAUGGACCGUGCUCGGGCAGAGCGUUACAGGAUCGAACAGAUGGCUGAAGAAGGGUCGGUUGAUCUGAAGGAGAUGCGGGUGGCCUGGAUAGACCCCCACUCACGGGAUGAAGCCAGAAGGUCCACCCUACCGCACACGGAGAUGGAUCAAGCUCAUGCAGAACGCUACAGGGUCCAGCAGUUGGCAGAGGAAGGAAGUGUGGAUAUAAAAGAACAUGCUGUAGGCACAAUCCAGCCCCACGAUUCAGAUGCAGCUCGGGAAUCUACACUACCAGACUUGGAGAUGGACCGUGCUCGAGCAGAACGUUACAGGAUCCAUCAGUUAGCCCAGGAGGGAAGCGUUGAUGUAAAAGAGCAACAUGUCAACUGGAUAGAUCCACACACAUCAGAUGCGGCAAGACGGUCCACACUUCCACACUUGGAGAUGGAUCGCGCUCAGGCAGAACGCUACAGGAUCCAGCAGUUAGCUCAAGAAGGAAAUGUUGAUGUAAAAGAACAGAAUCUCGGUACAAUCCAACCCCACACAUCGGACGCAGCCAGGAGAUCCACACUGCCACACGUGGAGAUGGGUCAGGCUCGGGCAGAACGUUACAGGAUCCAUCAGUUAGCUCAAGAGGGAAGUGUUGAUGCAAAAGAGCAACAUGUCAAUUGGAUUGAUCCACACACAUCAGAUACAGCGAGAAGGUCCACGCUUCCACAUUUGGAGAUGGAUCGCGCUCAGGCAGAACGCUACAGGAUACAACAGUUAGCCCGAGAAGGCAGUUAUGAUGUAAAAGAACAUUCAGUCGGCAUAAUACAGCCUGAUACAUCAGAUGCAGCAAGACGGUCCACACUUCCACACUUGGAGAUGGAUCGCGCUCAGGCAGAACGCUACAGGAUACAACAGUUAGCCCGAGAAGGAAGUUAUGAUGUAAGAGAGCAUUCAGUCGGCAUAAUACAUCCUGAUACAUCAGAUGCAGCAAGACGGUCCACACUUCCACACUUGGAGAUGGAUCGCGCUCAGGCAGAACGCUACAGGAUCCAGCAGUUAGCCCGAGAAGGAAGUUAUGAUGUAAGAGAGCAUUCAGUCGGCAUAAUACAGCCUGAUACAUCAGAUGCAGCAAGACGGUCCACACUUCCACACUUGGAGAUGGAUCGAGCCCAGGCAGAACGCUACAGGAUCCAGCAGUUGGCCCGAGAAGGAAGUUAUGAUGUAAGAGAGCAUUCAGUCGGUACAAUAUAUCCCACCACAUCGGACGCAGCCAGGAGGUCCACACUUCCACAUCUGCAGCUGGAUCAAGCCCGUGCUGAGCGCUACAGAAUUCACCAAUUGGGACGGGAAGAAGUAGUCAACACCAGGGAAGCAUAUGUUGAUCGGAUACCAUCAUCAUCGUCUCACCCUCAUCACGGUAGGAUCAUCGUUGUCGAUGGAUAUCCUGUGCACAUGAUGAGACCAAAACCAACCACGUGGAUCGAGAUCCCUGCGCCAAUGGUGCGGAAUCCUCCACGGGAGACUGUCGUCAAUUCUUCCGUGAGAAACGUCAUUGGGGUCAUUCCACCUCUGGCUACGGACGCAGCCAGGCAAGGUUCAAUACCUGCUGAGGUUCUGCAGAAGGUUCAAGAGCAACGCGUGGAGAGUCAUCAGGCGCCCACUGACGAGAGAAACGUUCACGAGAGAGUGGAAAUAACAUCAGUUAUUCCCCCUCUUCCGGCAGAUAUUGCUCACAAGGCGGAGACGCCAGCAGAGGUUUUCCGUAGGGUACACUCGCAUCACGUUCACAGUCAUCACGUGCACUCAGGACAAGAGACGAGUCUGAAUGACGUAGUGGAGCCACAAAAGCCGCUUCCUCCCCUGGAGACUCGAACAUCUAUGUGGAGGCUUGUUCCAGGGCACGAAUCAGCGACGGCCAGGUCGUCAAGCAAAGAGUCACACUACAUGCCGGAAACGGAGGUCGCCAACGGGCCCAUUCCUCCCGUCGAGAGAAUGGUGCCUUCCCAGCAGGUUGUCACGUCCGACGAGUUCCACAGGGCAGACGCCUCCACACUGCACAGUAGCUGGGUCCCAGCCGAGAUCCAGGUGGUUGGAGAACUGGACACACUCAUGCAGCAGGGAAUUAUCCGGUUCAAUCCUCUCAGCCAGAUAGUUGAAAAUGGUGCCGAUGUACAUGAUUACGACGAAAUGUUCAUGGUCAAACAACACAGCGGAAUAAGGAGAUCAUCUUCCUUACAGUAUCCAGUUAGCACGAGGCCUCCUCAGCAGGCGAACGGCUUCAAGGUAGGCCAUAUCCCCCAAGUUGGUUAUCCAACAAAGCAGUGGACUUCAGCACAGCAGCUUGCUUCAGAAUCAGUCGAAGACAGGGGUGAUGACGACUUUGACUAUGACAAGCUCAUCAGGAUGACAACAGGCGGCAAGCACGAAGUCCCAUAUGAGCAGUUGCCCAAAUCAGGAUGGUCUACCAUUGAGGUGACGGGACAGGACAACGUAGCCGAAGUACAACAAAGAUCUUUGGAAAGAAUCUACAACCGUCAAGAUUCCGUUUUCAUAGAUUACCGAAGGCCAAAGCCUAAGAGUGACAAGCCACCCUUUGCCUUCGAUUUCAGUCGUUUGAUUCACUGGACGAUUGGUGAGCAGAAUGAGAUAGAAAAGCUGCCAACACAUCCUGGUGCAAACCCGCCUCAUCUCGUUCCGAUCAACGCCAUGAGCGACGAACCACAAUACUCGUCUGCUCCGCCAUUGCAAGCAUUCCAAGGGUAUCACCAGCCCUAUGAUGGCGCGUAUGGAGACAGCCGCCAGUACAGAAGGCAGGGGUCAACAGACAGCAGCACCUCUGGACGUGUCAAACGGAGGGCACCGCAGCCCCCAGCUCAGAGGACAACUAGCCCUGUACAGCAUGUGUACACGUCACCACCUCCCUCACGGCCAGCUACUUCACCAGUGUUCCAAGAACCCGCUUCUGCGCAUGCUUUCCAUGUCCAAUCAUUGCAAAACGGCUACGUCACCCCGUCAGCUCGCCCCCUCUCCCCUCCCCAUGGCUCCAGAUCCCCAUCCAUACCCCCUCACCCCAAAGGCCCCGCUCCCCAGCCCCCAGCGACGCUUUCCCCGCCCCCAGGUACUGCAGACACCACUGUACCAAAGGCGGCCAUGGUCAACGGGAGGCAGUCUCCAUUAGAACUAUUCAACGGGAAUGACUACGUGGACCUUCGUGACAGCGAGGUCAGCUCAGUAUCAUCCUAUGGAAGUCAGAAAGGAGCUAAGGUAAAGAGGUCUUCGAAGGGAUAUUUCCCCAUCUUCCGAAGGUCCAGUAGUAAGGAAAGCUUCGGGAAGCGUCCCAGUGUCCUAGAGGACAGGUCUCCAACUGAACAGCCCAAGAGGAGGAGGUCAAAGAUACAGAUAUAAAACGGAGAGAAGAGUGGAAGGAGGACUUGUCUGGAGGAUGCAGAAUAGAAGAUGCAGUAAGAGAGUUUGGUAGCGACGUGGCAAUAUUAUUUAGUUACAUUCAUAGUAACAAUAGACGGGGGGGGGGUGAAAAUGAAUGAUAAUAUAUUGAAGCCCCACCAAGUACAAUAUGAUCUGUAACAAAAACUAACGUGUAAAUACUUACUGAGGAGCUGGGAUAUAGAACUUAACUAACUACAUGUCAAUGUUUUUACUGGGUUAGCUAUAUAAAGUAAAAGGGGAUUUAAUUGUAUAACAUGUAAACUUCUUUACACCACACAACUGUGUAUGGACUUCAAACAUUAUAUGGCUAAUGACAGUAGAUUUAACACGGCAAAGAUACUCUAUGUUUUAUGAAUGUGCGUGCUGAUGUUGAGAUCCCUAAGCCGUGUUCAGUUUGAUACUAUAAGGAGUGCUACUUGUAUAGGCAACAGAAACUGGUAGGGUUUGUGGCAAUUACUUUUUGUCAUCAUAAAACAAAACAAAAAACAACAUUUAGUGAUAUGUACAUGUAUUCCUCGGUGACUGGAUAUCACAUUUUUGUAAUCGCAUUAUAUACUAACAUAAUGUAAAUGAAAGUUAUACUGUAGGUAGCCUCUAGCUGGGUAUGCUGUCAGUAGUUCCCAUCAUCUCAAUAGCGGUUUGUAACUGUUAUCAAGGAAGCUCAGUAUAUUUUGUUCCGUUCUUUCAAACCAUUGUAGUGCCCAGUGUCAGAUAGGGCGGCACGUUUCCUUGCAGUUGCAGUAGCAGAGUGUAUAUUUUAGGGAGAGGGGAUGCUAGCCUGAAACGUACUCGAGGCGUCUUCAAAGAUUGACAAAGGUUACUUCGUAUCCCGAGAAAAUGUAGACCCGUAGCGUAGUAACUAAAACAUGAACUGUCAUAUCCACAUCCACUGGGUAUUUAGUUAUAAUUACUUCAGUACCGUAGGUUCAUCUUCUAUCUCAUUACUGUCGUAAUCGUUAUUCUAGCAAAAACAACACUGACAUAUGGAAUUUUCGUAUUCAUGGUUGCUCUAAUUGAAACCUGUAUAUGUUUGUAGUCUAGGUUUCACUAUAUCAUGGGUAAUUGCAUGCAUGGGGCAUUACGGUACUUUUAUAUCCUGCACUUGGUGUCAAACCUAGCAUAUACAGAGUAUACCUCAUAAUUAUAACUUGACUUAUAUGUCAGGUUUCUAUCUAUUGUAUGAUAUGGCUUGUUAUAAUUAGUCAUGAACAAGAAGAUAACAAGAAGAUACAAGUAAUUUAACCAAUUGUGCAACCUUACGGUACAACCAUACGGUGAGACAUUGUAACUAUAUUCUGCAGGGUUGUAUUCUAAUAUAACAAUUGACCUAU
This is a messenger RNA of Branchiostoma floridae (Florida lancelet), 10349 nucleotides long. RefSeq lists its product as uncharacterized. The record is from RefSeq and is a predicted model, not a curated record. NCBI's taxonomy places the organism in Eukaryota, Metazoa, Chordata, Leptocardii, Amphioxiformes, Branchiostomatidae.